Messenger RNA from Lytechinus pictus (painted urchin), 7244 nucleotides. Its product is annotated as serine/threonine-protein phosphatase 1 regulatory subunit 10-like. The record is from RefSeq and is a predicted model, not a curated record. Gene Ontology annotation, cellular component: nucleus; PTW/PP1 phosphatase complex; chromatin. Bases 536 to 3277 code for a protein of 913 amino acids. Gene Ontology annotation, molecular function: metal ion binding; protein phosphatase 1 binding. Lineage: Eukaryota; Metazoa; Echinodermata; Echinoidea; Temnopleuroida; Toxopneustidae. The transcript is spliced from 20 exons.
ACAUGCGCGAUUCAUUUGGGCGUUUUUCACAGAUCAAGGAAUUGCUUUCGAGAAAGCUCCGUCUACCUUAGUUAUAACUUACUUAAUUUCUCCCUAUCUAGUCUUUGGACAUAGUAAAUGAUUUAGUUUUGUUUUGGGAACUAUAAGACUUUAAGAUUUGACGAUUUUCUGGGUUCAGUUUUGGCAUAAUAGAGGGGAAAUUUGUCAAAAUACGUGGCCACUUAGGCAAGUUACAAGAAACCACGCACCUCCCGCUGUCCAAACGGGAGGGCGAUGGAAUUGGAAUGAGACCAUUUGGGUAAAUUUAAUUUUUGUCUUUGUCAAAAAAAUUGGGUCAGAAAAGCGGUUUCGGGAGCUGUAACCUGAAUUAAAAAUCUAUAAGAACGAGGAGAGAUGGCCUGAGGUUUUCUGAAAGAGAAAGAAAAUAAAGUGUAACAAAAGCCUUUUGUACUACCAAUCCCAUACAAGAUCACAGUUGACACUGACCAAGCUUCGAUUGUAUAUUCUAUAUUAGAAUAUAUACUUUCAUUUCACAAUGGCCACCCGUCACAAUCCAGUUGACCCUAACCAGCUACUCAAGGCUCUCUCGUCGCUUCUAAAUAAAGAUGGAGGCAUCAAGGGAGUCACGGAGGUCACCAAAAUACUUAUAUUAAUGAAGAGUGCUAAAAAGAUGGUUAGUCGAUGUAUCUACAUGCAUAUUCUAAUUGCCACGAAAGAUAGUGAAAUACAAGAAAAGUUUAUAGCAGCGGGUGGUUGGGAGCUUCUAAACAUAUGGCUUCAAGAUGCUAAGAUGCAGGAGUACAAUCCAAUCAUCAUGAAACUCAUCGAAGUCUUCAAAGAACUUCCUGUUACCAUAGAUAUCCUCAAGAAAAAUAAUACUGCCAAAAUUAUCAAGUCAUUUAGCAAAGCUGAAGGGGAAGAUGAGCUCAAAGCAAUGGCAGAUGACCUAGUCACAACAUGGAAAGGAGUUAUCCGGACUUCAAAUACUACUGACAGUGCCAAGGAGAAGUCACCGAGUGUGAAGAAGAAGCUGAAACCAAAGAAAGUGGAAAAAUCCCUCAGCAACGACCGAGAUGCGGACGACGAGAGCGAGGAACCGGUCGCCAAGAAGUCGCGGCUUGGCUCCGGGGACGGUGAGCCCAUGGACACCGACGACGCGAGUAAGCCUUCCAGGGCGAGGCAUCCGAGCGAUUCAAGAACGACAAGAGCAGGAGCGUCGAAGACUGCUUCCAGGAAGAACUCCAGCGAGGAGCCCGUUAAGAAGGAAGAGGGGAAGAAGGAGGAUGGGGUUAAGAAGAAGAGGGCAGCCAUCAUGAGACCGGCACAUACGAAAAUGCGAUCGACAGGAUUGGAGAAGCAAUCUGACCUACCUCUCCCGAAGUUCAAGAAGAAGACACCUGCUCCUGUCCCCCCUCCCAAGGUGGAGAAACCUAUUCCAACCAUAACAAUAAAAAAGGAUGGCCCGAUCUUCAGCAAAUCACUGUCUCCCACUGAGAAGAGGACGAGACCAGAUGAACUCCCAAAACCAUCAGGUCAUGGUCAUGGCAAGAUUAAAAUCAUUCCUGCUAAACAUAAAUUGCAAGAGAGUUCUGGCUUCCUAGAUGCCCUAAACAAUGCUCCAAGUGUGGUGGUCAAGAAGAAGAUCCCCAAGAAAGUCGCAAGAACCAACUCCACCACUGGCCCCACCAAGGUCAAGAGCCCUACACCUCCAGAGGAGAUUAAAGUGGAACCACCGAAAUUUUCUUUCUACUCGUCCAACCAACCGGUCGAAGAUGAGAAGAAGGCGGAAGAUGAUGCGGAGAAGAAGGCGGAGACAGUUACCAAGGAAACCAGCAAAGAGGAAGGCGACAUAGGGGAUGAUUGGAACGAGGAGAGACCCAUUACCAUCGGAAAGAGCAAUCUCAAGUUUGGUCCGUCGAAGAGCAAGAAGAAAGUAAGAUGGAAGGAGGAGACUGAUCUAGUUGAUGUUUAUUAUUUUGAGCUUGAUGAGACAGAGAGAGUCAAUGUAAACAAGAUCAAAGACUUCCAAGACGCUAUGCAGAUCGAGAAGAUGAUGGAGAAACAGGCCAUUAAGAAUGCCAUUAAGAUGGGCGGUCAGACGCCGACGGAUGAGGAGGAAAAACAAAAUGGCAACACGACUCAGGAAUACUGCACCUGGAGACGUCCAACCAAGAUGGAUAUUCCAGGCACGGUGGUGUCCUAUGGCACGAAUAGUCAGGAGAAGACUGUCCAGGCCAAGAGAGAACAGACGGUCCUUAGAGAGAUCUUCUUUGAUCAGAUGAACCUACCAAUGACUCCUAAGGAACCGGACCCUGAAGCCAAGAGGGCUUUUGAAGAAACCCGCAUCAUACCUCUUGAAGAUGAGGCAAGUGGGGAUGUUCCUGCUCAAGAACCCAUCUUUCCCCAAGAACCGUUCAUGCCCCAUGGUCCCGGCGCUCCCGGUGGGAUGGGGCAUGGCAUGGGGGGACCUGGGCUACUAGGGCCCUCGCCAGGGGCACCACACCAUAUGCCACUCCAAGGCGGGCACCCAGGGGGACACCCAGGGGGGUCCCCUCGAGGUCCCAUGCAACAGCAGCAAAGACCACCAGGCCAAGGGAACACCCCGCCCUCACCAAACACCACUAUCAAGAAUGUCCAGAAUCUAUUGGCAACCUUAUCUGAGGGUGGACCUGACAGCACCGGAAGCGAUCUCCUGAAGAAAGAAAACCUUGACAAACUGAAAGAAAUGCUGGAACCUUUCAAAAACCAGAAUCCAGGUGAUAACCAACAGCAUGAAGGAGGUAACGCACCCCCAUUCCACCCUGGCCAAGGUCCAGGACAUGGUCCAGGUGGACCAGGUAACUUUGGUCCAGGUGGACCAGGAGACUUUGGACCUCAUAACGACCACGGAGGACCAUUUCCUCCUAUGGGUCCCGGUCCAGGCCCAAUGGGUGGAGGACCACCCUUUGAUGGACCUGGGAUGGGACCCGGUGGGCAGUUCCAUCCCCAUUUUGGACCUGGGCCUGGCCCUAACUUUCCAGGGCCUCGAGGGAGGGGCAUGAGACCCCGUGGUAGGGGUGGCUUCCCUGAUCGAGGUCGUGGCGGACCCCAUGAUCGAGGGCGUGGCGGACCCCCUGAUAGAGGGAUGGGCCCCAGGGGGCCAUGGAGAGGAGGAAGGGGUGGCAAUAAAAAUUCUGGUGGUCGGCAAGUGUGUUAUCACUUUCAGUCUGAAAGGGGUUGUAUGAGAGGAAACGAAUGCUUCUUUCUACAUCCCGGUAGCAACAAACCACCGUCAUGACGACGCUACUCCUGAAACCCCGCCUCGGCGUCUUGAUCCGUCCGUCACGAAAUUGAUAGGGGGAGGGGUAAAGGGCAUGCAACCAGAGGAUGACUGGAGGAGAGAUCUCAGAUCAUGCUAUGAAGGAGCUUUAGAGACAAGAGUUUAUAAACAUCCAGAGAUUUUGAUCAUGGCCUUAAGACAAACAAAAAACAAUGUUAACAGUUGCUGCCUUUUCCGAGAACUGUUUUAAACAGGCGUGAAUGGAGGAAACGGAAGAAGAAAGGAGACUUGCCAGUAGAACGACUCCAUUGCCAGUCAAUUCUUUAGGCUCUAGGGAAUAGAACGGAUUUGUUGUACCCUGAUUGCGGAUGAUCUCCAUUGUAAGGAGAAUCAUUGCUAAUAUGUAUGUUCUUGUUGGUAUACUGACUUGAAAUUUGACAUAUCACCGCAAGUAUCAUUUUCCAUCUCACCGAGAAAGUGCUCUCUUCAUUCAAAAGCUUCAUCCUUGGAAUCUGUCCUCGAAGGUGGAAGAAGUCUACGUCCGGUUUGAUUCUUUGGCCGCAUACAGAGUUAUCAUGGAAAAUGUAUUCAGCGAGCAAACGAUAGGAGCUUCUCAAGUAUUGUCUUCACACUUACCUGGCGAAUUAUGUCUUCAGAGAACUUGGAAACUUCUUCCCAACAAAUUUCAAAAGAACUUUUUUUUAAAUGUGGUAUCAUACAACUCUUAUUCAGUUGCAUUAAUUUUUAAGACCAAAAAUAAAAACUAUGGCUGUGUUGAAGAAAACUCCAAGAAAGUUUAUAUUUUCCAAAAACAAAUCAGCUUCCAUAAAAAAAACAGUCAUAGACAGAGUAAAUAAUGGAGUUGACACCAGAGGAUUGAGUCACACGAUGAAGGACAAGCUUCCAUGAACUGUGUACAUUUCACUCUUGACGACUGUGAUAUUAUAGACCAGUGUUUAAUUCAUCUCUGAAAAAUUAACAAGUUAUAUAAGAUGCAUCUGGGUCCCGUAACACAAAGGUUAGGGAUUAAUCGUACGCUUGAUUUUCAUGAUUGAUUGUACAUCGCAGUCAAUGCAAUCAAUCGUAGAAAAAAAAUUCUACGGUCAUUGCUAAGCUUUGUGUUACGGGCCCCUGGUGUGACAUAGUUCUUCUCCUAGUCCUCGUUCCAACCGUUGUACUUGAUAAAAGUGUGCACAAUUAUUUCAAAAAAGAUAAGAGCACACCUGUAUACAAACAGGUAUUACCAAUGUAGAAAUGAAAGAUUAAAGAAAGGGUAUAACCCAGUAUCGUGCUGGAUGUAAUUAUUGAUUUUAUCAAGAAUUAUUGUACUCCAAGUGCACAGAUAUUAUUAGUCUAGUUUAAGCUCCAGCUCCAGCCAAAUUCUCUUUCCGAAAAGGAAAUAUUCAGUGAUAUAUAUCUACUCCCAUAAAAGAUCCUUUUCCUAGAAAUGGUUUCCUUAUCUCUGCACAUGCAUACAUUUUCAUGUAAAUGUCAAUGGUGCUAACUCCUCUGUCAUGAUGUCCUCAAUUUACAUGUAGCUCUAUAAAGAUGAUUGCAAUUAUCUGCCAAAUAACGAUGUUGAAAUCAAUAACCUUCAUAUUAUUGAACUAGUUUGAGAAGCAGUUAGAUAAAACAAAAAUAUGAAAAGAAGAUGGGUGGUAUUUUCUUGCAUGGCUGAUACUUCUUUUCACUUAAUUGAUAUCAAUGAAAAUAGAAAGGACUUGCCCUUAUCUCAUUCAUGAAUAAUGUAUUUUUUACAAAGCUGUAAAAUCUUACAGAUUUUCCUGAAUAAUUUUUCUAAAUGUGCUUGCUUAAUUUUGUGAAAAACGAGUCCAUCAUUAAUUUGACAAUUCAUUACCCUGAUUUAGGUUGCAUUAUUGAAUUUCAUGAUUUUUCAUAAAUUGAUUGAUUUGUGGUGCUAUGCCAGGCAGGCACAUUUCAAUGUUUGCCAAUUUGAGGAAUAUAACAAUGAGACAAAUCCUUGAUAUAUGUUGUGAUGUUUUGAAAACAAAAAAUGUAUGCUUAUAGAGAGAGGAUUAUAUUUUUAUACAAUCAAUCAUGAAUUGUUUUUUGGCUUUAUUUCGUCUUAAUGUGCUGCCGAAGGUUGGAGUAUCUUUAUCCUAGUCUGCAGGCACAGACCCUAAUUGUAAUAUUAAUUAAUUUGCAGGUCCUAGAGAGUAGCCUGUUGCAAGUUAAAAGUUGUAUAUUUAAGGCACUACAGAACAUUCAUCUAAGUUAGUUUACCACUUUGAAAACUAGAUAUUUAAUUAGAUAGACACAAAAAGGGUUUGUGCCUGCAAAUUAACUCAACUCUGCAUCUCAUAUUUGGAGACUGGUAAUUAGACUAUUCUAUUCUUCAUUAAGGUAAGGUAAGAAAAUAUGCCUACACAUGUGAAUAAUGCCCUCAGAGCAUUCUCAUGACAGAAAUGAAAUUAAAAAGAUUUGAAUUUAACUGACAAACGCAUGAUUUCCAACAAUAUUUAAUGAAUAAAAAGGGGGGUAAUUCUGAUUGGGACUUACAUAUCUUUUUGUCUUUUCAACCUGCCCAGUUUAAUAAGAAACAAGCAUGGAAAGACAAGUCAUAAUGUUAUACCAAAAUAUAAUUAACAAAAGUAAAAUGCAUACAAGGAACACAUUCAAGUAUUAGAGGGACAAAAGUAUCUUGUAUAAAGAUUUGGGGGGUCCAUAUAUGAAUUAAAAGAAAAGAUUUACAGUGUUCUUCAUGAACUGAUGCACCCAAUACCAAAAUUUAAGUAGAAAAUUACAUAAAUGCAUUAAUUUUUCUUGAAAAUUGUCAUUUCCAUAUUUCUUUUCUUCCCUUCGUUUCCUUCAUUUUUCUUCUCAAGCUUUUUUUGUAGUAUCCUCUCUUUUGCUUAUCUUUAAACCAGUUUGUCAAACUAUGCAACCUCACUUUUUGAUGGGCAAUUUUCCAUUUUAUAGAAGAUACUUAUUCAAAGGGGGUACAAAUUUCCUUUAUUUAGACAAAUAUAGAUAUGAAACAAGCAAUAGAGGAAUGGGGCAGAAAAAAUGGCACAUGAAAGAAUUAUACAUACAUAUUCCCAGUCACUUCAGAAAAAACGCCACACAUGGAAAAGAGGGAGAAAUGGUACAUAUGUCUAAACUCGUAUCAUAAGCAUGAAAAAAGUUCAUUUCAAGUAAUUGAAUAAAAUUCCUGAACCAAUUUGGUAUUAAUUGAGACUAGCAACCGUCUAUUAGAUGAAAGGGUGGGGGGGGGGGUAAUGACACACGAUCAGGUUCGUCGCCCCCCCCCCCUUUUUUUUUCCUUCCUUUUUUUCUUUCUUUUUGUGGCUAGAUUUGGGCUAUUAAAUUGGUCAUUAAUGCUGUAAAUGCAAAUCAAAUAAUGAUACGAUAGACCCCCGUAACCCAAACCCUAUGCCACAAAUUCAUAUCUCGUCCCCUGCCCCUUCCAUUCCCGUUUCUGAUCGUUCUGUCACGCAUCAAAUGCGCUUUUUGCGUGGGUCAAACCAUUUACGAUCUCUAAUUCGCGCGCCAACUAUUCAUAAAAUGCUGGAUUCUUGAGCUUCCCUAAUGUCUCUCCUUAACAAACAUAUAUUUUCUGAAAGUCUGAAAAUACAUGACAAAUGUCAAAUCGGGCUGGUGAUACGACAAUUCCUUUUAAAGAAUGUUGAUGAUCAUGUUGAUUAGAAGACCUUGCGAACAGCGAGAAAUGUUACAAAAUAAUUUUCUUUGUGUACCUAUGGAUACGCAACAUUCGAUUCAAAGUGAUUUUGAAACGUAGUGACGUGCGCUAAUAUUUUACAUCUUAGAGUUGGCUUAUAAAUGAACAAUUGCUAUGCAGAUUUAUAGAAUGUUUGAAUCCGCCAUUUGUUGAUCUUUGUAAAUGUCGAAUCAUAUUUGUUCUAUUUUGUGAGCUUCAUGUAGCCUAAACGCCAGGCAUUGACAUGUAUUGUAAAAAUGUCACCGAUAUGUUACGAAUUAAAGAUAUUGCAUUAUUUGUACUAUA